Molecule: messenger RNA, 822 nt
Organism: Cyanistes caeruleus (blue tit)
Lineage: Eukaryota; Metazoa; Chordata; Aves; Passeriformes; Paridae
Source: RefSeq, a predicted model, not a curated record
CAGCGCCGGGUAGGAGGAGAGGAAGACAAACAUACAGCCGAUUCCAGACUCUAGAGCUGGAAAAGGAGUUCCUAUUUAACCCCUAUCUGACCAGGAAGAGAAGGAUCGAGGUGUCCCACGCACUAGGACUCACCGAGAGGCAGGUAAAGAUCUGGUUUCAGAACAGGAGGAUGAAAUGGAAAAAAGAGAACAACAAGGACAAAUUCCCCGCUUCCAGACAGGAGGGAAAGGAAGGGGAGGCCAAAAAGGAAGCACAUGAUCUGGAAGAAGACAGAGCUGAAGGCCAGACGAAUUAAUUUUUUCCCCAAAUGUCUUUGUGCAAGUCAAUCAAAUGACCAGGGCUAAAGCCCGACAUCUCGGCUCAUCCACCCCUCUACGUGAUCUGGUCGUGGGACGAGUAACCCCAUGUCCCUUCGGUUGACGUUUCCCUGCUUCGGGUGCUUCACUUGUUUGUGCUUUUAUUUUGUUUAUAAGCGUAUCCAAAACGAUCUCUAGAUCUAACAUUUCAUCAUUAUUUUUUUUCAAAUUUGAUACAGAGUUUGUAGCAAUAAAUUUCUAAUUAUAUAUAAAUAUAUAUAUAUAUAUUUGCAACCUUAAAAGGCGAUGAUUGUGGGAAACGACAUAUACUUCCUAAUAAUAAAGAUCAAUAAGUAAGACAUUUAACAACGCUUUAUUAAUCAAGACAAGUGCACUUGUACUAUUUUAAUUCUUGUUCUUAUCUUCUGUGGAAUAAAUUAAAUAAAUUUAACAAUCUUGAAGAAAAUAUCAUAGGAAUAUAUUUAACCUUCUUCUAUAAUAUUUGAUUAAAAUAAACAGAAUUUA